AUGAGGCCUUGCAGCUUUUUCCUUACUUUUACCCUUGCCCUUUCGGCUUACGCCCACACCGGUAAUUUACAAAACCACCAGGCUUUAACCGUUCCAUCCAUUACCGGUGGCAACGGUAAUACACUCAACACAAACAAUCUUGCGAAACACGGAAUUGGCCAGCGUCUUAACAAGAAACCCGGUUUUGCUGGCCACGGCUCUAAAAACCGUAAGGUUCACCGUGUGUGCCGCGGACGGGGCGGCAAAUCAAUCAAACGCGGGACUGGCCAACGCGGGACUGGCCAACGCAAAACCCCUGGUGCAGCUUUUGCUGGCAGCCACGGCCAUUUAAACCGUGCCGCCCACCGUGCCUGCCACCGACGGGGUGGUAAACUAGUUCCGCAUGGGACUGGCCGCCGACAGGGCGGCAAACUAGUUGCGCGUGCCGAUUCCGAUGAUGAGGACGCCAUGUCUUGUGUAACUGAUGCAGACUUUACCGGCUAUUAUUCGGAUUUUACUGACUUUGAAGAUGGAGUGUGGAAUGAUCCUGGGACUGAUGUCGAAUCUUGUAUAGAUUCUGAUAAUUACCAGGAGUCUGAUUAUGGCGAGGAUUUCAAUUAUGACCAGGAUUCUGAUGACGAAUGGUGA
Messenger RNA from Pyricularia oryzae 70-15, 627 nucleotides. RefSeq lists its product as uncharacterized. The coding region runs from base 1 to 627 and encodes 208 amino acids. The record is from RefSeq and is a predicted model, not a curated record. The transcript has a single exon. NCBI's taxonomy places the organism in Eukaryota, Fungi, Ascomycota, Sordariomycetes, Magnaporthales, Pyriculariaceae.